This is a messenger RNA of Nyctereutes procyonoides (raccoon dog), 4730 nucleotides long. RefSeq names its product empty spiracles homeobox 1 (gene EMX1). Gene Ontology annotation, biological process: neuron differentiation; brain development; regulation of DNA-templated transcription. NCBI's taxonomy places the organism in Eukaryota, Metazoa, Chordata, Mammalia, Carnivora, Canidae. Gene Ontology annotation, molecular function: DNA-binding transcription factor activity, RNA polymerase II-specific; DNA binding. The record is from RefSeq and is a predicted model, not a curated record. Bases 1360 to 2250 code for a protein of 296 amino acids. The transcript is spliced from 3 exons.
CCUGCGGCCUGGAAGGCCCGGGUGGAAAAGUUUGCGGAGUACUGGUUCUCCUCACCCCCUCAACCCCGGGAAAUUGUUGCAAGACGUGGAAACCUGACGCAGCAGGGUCGCCCGCUGCUCCGCGGUCGCAGGUGGAAGGUGAGGGUCGGGGAGGCCAGGCGGCCGCUGCGUUCCCGGGAUGGCAGGUGUGUAUUCUUGGAGAACAGGGUCGACUGCUCGGCCAGCUCCAAGUUAAGGCCCGAGGCCCGGGGCUGGCCCGGCCCGCCUGCACCUGGGCCCCACGGCCGGAGAAGGUGAGGAAAGCAGCAGAUCGCCCUGUGCUGACGCCGGCCUUCCCGGUGUGAGCAAGAGCGCGGCGGCCGCGGCUGGGCCAAGGAGGUGCUUCCAAAUCCGGAUCUGCGGCUUGAAGUCUGCAAGGUGACCGCUCCGCUAGCGCCGUCCUGGGCCUGGCCCCUCGUGAAAAGAGUCGGGCGUCCCCCGAAUGGAGCUGCCCCCCGUGACACUCAGAAAAAGCGAAACCCCACGAACAAGGCCGCGGCUUUCAGACCCGGUGAGCGGGAGGGUCCCGGAGGCCAGUGGAGCAGUGACCUGGUUAUCGGAGAACGUAUUUAUUGGGCAAAAACCACCCUCCCUCCGCUCGGAUCGAAGUUGCCUGAGAAGUGAACCGACAUCCCAGGAUGAAUUGGAGAGGCUUCAACUGAGUUACACAUCGGGAAGUGGGGUUUGAGUUUCUCCCAAGCCCCAAGCCCCUCGGACAAGGCGCCUUCUUCGGCUCCCGCGUGGGCCGAGACGGUCGGGGCGGUCGCCAGACUCAGCUAAAGGACAGAGACGCGAGGAGGAGCCUGAGGCUAGGGGCCGGUGGGGGCUAGGAGGAGGCCUAGAUAGCCCGGCAAAGGCUCCAGUCCGCUUUUUGCCUCCGACUGCUGGCUCCUUCCCCACCCGCCGUCCCUCGCCCCGCCCCGCCCCGCCCCCCACCUUGGGGCAGGUGAGCGGCGGCCAAUGGGCGAGCGCCGGGCAGGUGCUGGCUAACUCGCGCCUCGCGGCGCUGCGGCCGAGGCUGAGCGGGCAGUGCCGGGAGGACCAGGGGCGGGGGUCGGUCCUGGCUGGACUCGGGAGGGAGGGGGCCGGGCUCAGCCCCCAGGCCGUGGAGGCAGCUCGCAGCAUCGCCCGGAAGCCGCGCCAGUGCCUGCUCCGGGAGCUGCCCGCUCGGCCCCCGAGGCCGGCGCGCCUAGCCGCGCGCCGUGGCCAGACUCCGCGCUCGCUUGCUCUCACGCCCCUCGCCUCUCCGCGCCUGGCUCGCCGACAGGGUCUGAGCGCGGGCGGGCGGGCGGGGGAGGUGAGGGGUGCUGGUGUGUGUGCAUGUGCCUGGCUGGGUGCACACCCCGCACGGCGGCGGCGCCAGGACGCGGAGCGCUCCCCGGAGCCCGGCUGCCUCCCUCGGCUCUGGCGACCGCGACCAUGUUCCAGCCCACAGCCAAGCGCGGCUUUACCAUCGAGUCCUUGGUAGCCAAGGACGGCGGCACCGGCGGGGGCACUGGCGGCGGGGGCGCCGGCUCGCAUCCCCUGGCGGCGGCCGCCUCGGAGGAGCCGCUCCGGCCCACGGCGCUCAAUUACCCUCACCCUGGCGCGGCCGAGGCGGCCUUCGUGAGCGGCUUCCCCGCCGCCGCCGCCGCCGCCGCCGCCGCCGCCGCGGGCGCGGGCCGCUCGCUCUACGGUGGGCCCGAGCUUGUGUUCCCCGAGGCCAUGAACCACCCCGCGCUGACCGUGCACCCGGCGCACCAGCUGGGCGCCUCCCCACUGCAGCCCCCGCACUCCUUCUUCGGCGCCCAGCACCGGGACCCUCUGCACUUCUACCCCUGGGUCCUGCGGAACCGCUUCUUCGGCCACCGCUUCCAGGCGAGCGACGUGCCCCAGGACGGGCUGCUUCUGCACGGCCCCUUCGCGCGCAAGCCCAAGCGGAUCCGCACGGCCUUCUCGCCCUCGCAGCUCCUGCGGCUGGAGCGCGCCUUCGAGAAGAACCACUACGUGGUGGGCGCCGAGCGGAAGCAGCUGGCCGGCAGCCUCAGCCUCUCCGAGACGCAGGUGAAGGUGUGGUUCCAGAACCGGAGGACAAAGUACAAGCGGCAGAAGCUGGAAGAAGAGGGACCGGAGUCUGAGCAGAAGAAGAAAGGUUCCCACCACAUCAACCGGUGGCGCAUCGCCACGAAGCAGGCCAACGGGGAGGACAUUGAUGUCACCUCCAAUGACUAGGGUGGGCAGCCACGGAUCAAGGAGGGCAGAGCCUCUGCUCGCUGCUGGCCAGGCCCCCCCGGGUGGGCCCAGCUGGACUCUGGCCGCUCCCCCGCCAGGCUUCAGGGAGGCCUCGAGUCAUGGCCCCACAGGGCUUGGAGCCUGGGGCCACCACUGACAGAGGGACAAGAAAUGGGCUGGCCGAGGCCCGGGACUCCACCUUCUCCUCGGAGAGCCCGCCUGCCUGGGCAGGCCGCCAGCCUCAGCAGCCUCCCAGCCACUCUCCACUUCUCCAAUCUCCUGUUUGUUUUGAUGCAUUUCUGUUUUAAUUUAUUUUCCAGGCCCUCGCUGUAGUUCUUAGUGAUCUCCUUGUAUCUCCCUUCCCUAUGGGAAUAAUAAAAGUCUCUCUCUUAAUGACACGGGCAUCCAGCUCCACCCCCAGAGCCUGGGAGCCUGGGAGGUGGCUUCCGGCUCUGGGGACCAGCUGGGACUGGCAGACCAAGCUUGUACAGUGCCCGGGAGCCCAGGGUGUGGCCUUGGAGACUCAGCUCAUUAACUUCUCUCCUUCGUCGAUGGUCCACCCUGGCUCCAACUCCAGCUAUCUAGUGAGAGACACUGAGGCUGGACAUGGGGAAGGACCACCCUGUGGCUUAAAGGAGGCUAUCUACGUUCAGGUCUUCCCAGGCUUUUAGAGUAAUGGGAAACAGGGCCAUGUGGCUUUAAGAAGAGAGAACCGGUGCACUUCUGCAUACUGAAUCUGGUGGCUCCUCCAGUUGAGGAGAAACUAGAGAAAAAAGAGAAUAUUGGGAGCUAAGGGAUAGAGCACCAUUCACAGAAGUUGACUAUCCCAGCCCCAGGUCCUGGCCCCACCAGGAUGUUCAUCCAUCCCCGGAGAACCCCUCCUAUGCAGAUGAAAGCUUCCGAGAUGGGGUGUAAGGCUGAACCUACAACCUGUCCCCAGAGACACAGGGUCUCUAGUCAGGAAAGAGCAACAAGGCAGGGCCCAACUGAGCUUUUAGUUCACCAGCCCUUCUGCUCAUCCCCUUGCCUUUCCUUAAAAGCAAAACCUGUAUUCCUAACAACCUCUCCCUUAUGACAUCCAGACCUGUCUUCACUUCUUUACCUCCCACGUGCUCCCCAACUCUCCGCUAAUGCCAAUCACCUCACCAGUCACCAAUCAUCACCACCCCUGGGGGCCAAACUCAUCUGCUUCCUGUUUGGCUUCACCUACAUGCCACCGAUCUUCUGGCCAUUCCCUCCCGCACCCCUCCCUGCCUUAGUCCCAGUACCUCUGACACUGUCACCUCUGGCCUAUCCGAGUCCUCCCAUCUCAUCCUGGCCUCAUUGCCCCUGCCCACCAUAGGGGCAGUCCUUGCGCCUCCUGCCUCUUCACUGUGCCCUCCUGGGCCACACAUCCAUGUCCAGGACUUCUCCUGGCUCCCUGGACUCCUUCCAGCAGACCUCUGCCGAGCUGCAGACCCACCGAGCCAGCUGCCCACAUCUGCUGCACUCAGGCCUUCGGCCCCUCGAACCCAGCACAUACACAGCUGACUCAUCUCCCCAUCCAUUCUCCUCCAGGACUGCCCACCUCGGGGCCAAGGUUUCUUCUCCCUUGGGAAGCAAUGUGCACGGCUCUUGGGGGGUUGGGAGGGGAGGGAAGGAGUGGUAGACAGAAUGAGGUUUGUGUGGGUGUCAAAGAUGAGGCCCCUUCAAAGGAGGACCUCCAUAGAGUGGCUAGGUUUCUCUUCCUUGAACCCAAGCAGGACUGUGUCACACCCUUCCUAAGCCCUCCACUCUACCCCCUACUUCUUUCCCACCCUUGGCCUCUCCUACCUCACUUCUGGUGUCCUCUGCUUCAGUCUUGCCCAUGUCAUUCCUGUCCCCCCAGUGAGCCAUGGGUUUUGCCUGUGCUGUGCCUUUACUUAAUGCUUCUCUUGGCUCCUGGAAUGUGCUGGGGGCUUGAUCAAUGUUGAUGUCAAUGUUGAAGACUUGAUGCCUGGGGCACACAGGGAUCCGAGCCCAGAAGGCCAUUUUGCUGGGACUGUCAGCAUCUCACUUGGGUCCAGUCAAUGCUAGAAACCAAAGGGCUUCUCCCAUCCCAAUGCCCCACCUCCCCAUCAACCAGGAAACACAUUCCUCACAUGUUGAACGUCCUAACUUCAAGGUGCAUUCUCUCACUGCCAAGCAGGUGGAUAACCCCUGGGGAGCGUGCACACACAGGGAGGGUGAGGUCGAGAAGGAGAGGCAUUCUUUUGGCACCGGCGGGGGCAGAGGAAUGGGUGAGCUGUUCCUCUCAAGAUUCUCUCACUUGGUGGGGGAGGGGGUGCAUGAGGAUCACAGCAGAGCAGCCCCAGCCAUCCAGAUAAAGGGCUGGAAAGGACCCAAGGAAACCUGCCAAUCUUCCUAGGCCAGGCCUGCGAGGGGUGGGGCGGGAGUCCCCACCGCACUCCCAUCCACCCCCCCGUGUUGUGCCUCUCCCUGCAGACGGUAAAUAUUGGUGU